AUGACGACUCUGGAACAGUAUUUCGCAGGGGAGCGGGAAGGAUACUUUUAUAGAGAAAAGACAUUUGUGGGGACAGAUGAAGAAUAUGUUGAGGCCAAGAAGAACUCAUCAACCGUUUUUAUAUCUAAUAUCCCCAUAAGUGUCCGAGAGGAACGAAUAUGGGAGCUAUUUUUGUUAUGUGGAGAGGUAAAAAGAGUUAUAAUGGGGCUGAAUAGAAACACACUGAGGUUCUGUGGGUUCUGUUUUGUCGAGUUCUAUACUGUACAUUCUGCAGACAUGGCAGUUAAGUAUAUAAAUGGAUUUCGGCUUGACCAGAGCCCUCUGUCUAUUGACAAGGACUAUGGAUUUGUAGACGGAAGACAAUAUGGAAGAGGCGUGUUUGGAGGCCGUGUCAAGGUAGACAAGAUGUAUCUUGAAGAUAGACACCAGAGGGACGGCACCAAGAGGAGAAGGCAGGGAAAGUUUUUGCGAUAA
Molecule: messenger RNA, 474 nt
Organism: Encephalitozoon romaleae SJ-2008
Lineage: Eukaryota; Fungi; Microsporidia; Unikaryonidae
Product: putative RNA-binding protein
Exons: 1
Coding region: 1-474 (157 amino acids)
Biological process (GO): mRNA cis splicing, via spliceosome
Cellular component (GO): nuclear cap binding complex
Molecular function (GO): RNA cap binding
Source: RefSeq, a predicted model, not a curated record